This is a messenger RNA of Penicillium atrosanguineum, 1785 nucleotides long. RefSeq names its product WD40 repeat domain-containing protein. The record is from RefSeq and is a predicted model, not a curated record. NCBI's taxonomy places the organism in Eukaryota, Fungi, Ascomycota, Eurotiomycetes, Eurotiales, Aspergillaceae. Gene Ontology annotation, biological process: regulation of mitotic cell cycle; mitotic spindle organization. The coding region runs from base 1 to 1785 and encodes 594 amino acids. Gene Ontology annotation, molecular function: protein binding. Gene Ontology annotation, cellular component: mitotic spindle. The transcript has a single exon.
AUGCCGGCUCAUCGAGACCCUGUGCUUGGAAUUCGUCGUCUGAAGGCACCGAAUGCGUUCUCUGCUGACUUUUUCUCCUGGUCUCGCAAUGGUUCCGUGAAUUUCUGGGAAGCCAAAGGAAAAUGUCUACAAUCCAGGAUGGUGCCAUUCGAACAAGACCUGUCGAUUGAAGAUGAUAUCGCAAAUGAACUGAAGGUCUUAAGGGCUGGGGACAAUGUGGAUUGGUUCGUCUCAGGAGACAAACUCGGAGUUCUCAGACUUCUUUCGCGGGAGCCCUGGGCUUGCGUCAAUGAGGCUCGCGCUCAUGGGACCGAGAUUACGGAUAUCGCCAUCCACUCUACUCCCGAUUCUUGUCUAGUGGCCAGCUCUGGCCGAGAUCGCACGGUGCAACUGUUCGAGAAGAGAGAUAACGAACUGCAAUUGAUCCAGACCAUGGACGACCAUGUUGGGGCAGUGAGUCAAAUAUUGUUCAUGAACGACGGCGAGAAACUGCUGUCGAGCUCUGCGGAUCGCACCAUUCUCGUUCGGGAGCGGGCAACACGAGAUGUAGAUGGAACAACUUCUGUUGCCUACCUCGUAUCCAGAGUCAUUACCCUCAAAUCGUCUCCCGUUUCCAUGACUCUCUGUCCUGAUGACUCGAACCUGCUUUUUGUAUCGACUAUGGACCGCUGCAUUCUCAAAUUUGACAUACCCUCGGGACGACAGCUUCAUUGCUUCCGAUCAUCUGAUUCGGAAGCAACCGAUGCUGUUAUAAUGAGUGCUUUGACUGUUACGUCAGAAAUUCCAGGCCAGUGCCCAAAGCUUUUACUUGGAGUUUCCAGCACGGACAAGUCCAUCCGCGUAUAUGACCUAGAGCGAGAUCAGUUGCUCACUGGAGAGUUUGGGCACACAGAAGGUGUUAGUGAUGUGUUGCUUCUAGAGGAUUCCGAUGAGUCUGAUAAGUCCGUUCCCAAACGGAACUUGGUUUCGGCGGGUAUGGAUGGUAUCUUGAUGAUCUGGAAUUUAUCGGUGCAACAACAAAUUUCACAAGACCUCCAGAACGGGCGAGAUGAUGAAGGCCCCGUGAAGGAAAUGACAGCAGCAAAACCACCCUUACGAAAGGUUCUUUCGAGGAGUGAACUGGCUGGAUUCCGACCAGAGAACCCUUUGGGAACCCCUACACCUGUUCGUGAGCUCUCUCCGACAUUGGCAAGAAAAAUGUCAAAAUUGUCCUUGACACCAUCAAGUCUCAAGAACCACUCUCUUGCUGAGACACCAUCUCCUCCAAAUCGCCGCUCGCCUACAUGCUUCACCCCGACCGAUCAAAGCCGCCGGUCACCAUCUCCAGUUAGCCCAAAGACAAGGACAUCAACCUAUAAGAAGCCAAGCAGUGCACGAAACACCAACCGCCGGACAUCUAUGGACUACCGCUCGCGCGCCAAAACUCCUAGCCGAAGCGAAUUUGGCAGUCUGGACAUGUCCACUGAGCAGGUGUGCCGAACUCUAAGAGCAUAUCGCAAAAAGCUCAACGGCUCAAGUCAGCAAAUGAAAGCUCAAAAAGAGCUUGAGCGUGAAUUGAACCUUACCCUUCGUGCUGUGAGCGCGCGGUCUCAGACCAGCGAUGAGAGCGGCGAGACCGAGACCGAUAGCAGUGGCAAAGACAUGGACCGGAAGCCGAGCUACUCAUCAAUGUCUUCUCGCUCUCCUCGCAUGCCUCGCCAAGCGCCCUCCACCCCGGUGCUACGCCAUACAGGCGCUCGUGAGGGUUCGAGAAGCCGGUCUUUCGAUGCAAAUGCCGAUGAUUGA